This is a messenger RNA of Anarrhichthys ocellatus (wolf-eel), 2968 nucleotides long. RefSeq names its product retention in endoplasmic reticulum sorting receptor 1 (gene rer1). Gene Ontology annotation, biological process: protein retention in ER lumen; retrograde vesicle-mediated transport, Golgi to endoplasmic reticulum. The record is from RefSeq and is a predicted model, not a curated record. The coding region runs from base 478 to 1065 and encodes 195 amino acids. The transcript is spliced from 7 exons. NCBI's taxonomy places the organism in Eukaryota, Metazoa, Chordata, Actinopteri, Perciformes, Anarhichadidae. Gene Ontology annotation, cellular component: Golgi membrane.
AAUCAGGCGACAGAGGCAGAAAACCGCUGCAGCUGUUAAGCGAACACAACACACGCACGGAAGGGAAACCAGUAGGUCCAGAAACCAGUAGGGACGUAACACCGGUUCUCCGCCGUGAAUGUACAGAUAACUUAGGAGCUCAGGAGAGAGGAAGCAAUUCAACAAAUCAAUCCAUUGUGUUGAUAAUAUACAAUAUCUUUCUUUAAACGUCUUACCGCUGCUCGUAUACUCUGCUAACUUCCGUGAACUAUUGAGAGGCUCCAUUGCUUUAAAAACGGAUUAAUUGGAGUGAACGGCGAUGACGGGACUCUCUCUUUAAAGGGGCUCUGGGUUCUACUAUCCUGCCUGGGUUCUACUAUCCUGCCUGCCGUUAUCUCUAGCUCGAAUCCUUGCGGAAGUACUGACGUGUUAACAGCCAGAAGUGGCUAGUUUAGCUAGCUAGGUAGAGCCGGGUAGUGACACAGCGGCCAUAUCAGAAUGUCAGAAGGGGACAGUGUUGGGGAGUCAAUCCAUGGGAAGCCAUCUGUAGUUGCUGCCUUUUUCACACGGAUUGGACAGGUCUAUCAGUCAUGGCUAGACAAGUCAACACCAUUCCAUGCAGUGCGAUGGGGAGCUACUCUACUACUUACUGCAGUCUACAUGAUCAGAGUGUACAUACUACAGGGUUGGUAUAUAGUAACAUAUGCUUUGGGAAUCUACCAUCUCAACCUGUUCAUUGCUUUUCUAUCGCCAAAAGUGGAUCCUUCAAUGCUUGACGAAGAUGAGGGCCCAUCCCUUCCCACCAAGCAAAACGAGGAGUUCCGCCCGUUCAUCAGGAGAUUGCCUGAAUUCAAAUUCUGGCAUUCGGCGACAAAAGGCAUCGUCAUCGCCAUGAUUUGCACAUUUUUUGAAGCCUUCAAUGUGCCAGUGUUCUGGCCUAUACUUGUAAUGUACUUCAUCAUGCUCUUCUGCAUCACCAUGAAGAGGCAGAUCAAGCAUAUGGUCAAGUACAGAUACCUACCCUUCACACAUGGGAAGAGGACAUACAAAGGCAAGGACGAAACAGGGAAACCUUUUGCUAGUUAAAAUCUCCCCCUUACCCUUCCCCUCCUCAUUUUAAAUUUAUCGGUCACAGUUAGUGGGGAGUGACAAGGGUUAGAGAUUGAUUUACCUUUUUGUAAGCGGAACAGUAAAAUGAAAAAUAAAAAAAAGUUUGAUCCAUGGUUCAGAUGAGGAUAUGACCAGCAUGGAUCAAAUAAGUCUGGGAAUAUUGCCUUUUGUCUAUUUAGGGGUAGGGUUUUUUGUUUUGUUUUUUCUUGAGGACCCCGAUCCUCGUUUUAGGAUUGGUCUGCUAUUGUUCAGUGGUAGGUGAGACUCAAUGCUGCCUUUUUAACCCCAUGGGGUAAGUAUAAAGUCGCCAAGGAGGAACCACACUGGAAAAAAGUUGCCGUGAAAUUUGUGAUUAUUUUUUUUUUUUUUUUUUCCAAUGAUGGGGAUUCCAGUACAUCUCCUUCUCCCAAGUAAAAUAAAUCUGCCAAGUUUUGAUUAAUAUAUUGGUACCUACUUAUUUGUAACAAGUUAUAUAUUAAAAGUCCAUAGUGUUAGAAACAUGACAUAAUUAAAUGUGUAAGAGGAAGCUGAAGGAAAUGCAAUGUCUUUAAGUUGAAUCAUUUCUUCUUUUGUGCCGCUGCUCUGGGUCACAAGUGUCUCAGCCAGUCCUUUGUACGACAUGCAGUCACUUUGGAAAAGUUAGUCACAUUUAACUUGAAUAUGCAUUCAUGACGGGCAGAAAACACCGAUCCUAAUUCAUCUCUUGAAAUGAUUAGCCUAUACCCAGCGCCAAAUAAUUUUAGAUUUCUGUUUAACUUGAAUUGGCACCUCACACAAUUUUGUUAAAAAAAUUUUGUUACCUGAUUCUCACUAGCAUAGCCAGUGGAGCAAGCAUUAUUAUGGAUGAUUAACAGGGACUUGACUUAAAUCUUAAGCCACCCACCACAUCAUUGAAUGCGUUAUUUUAAGCGAGUGUCACUAAUCCCAACCCAUUUGGUCUCCUGUAGCCUGUGGUCUACCUUAAAUCACUUCUUUCUACUUUAGCGCUUUUGUAGAGCUGGGAUACUGUGUCGUUGAGCACCCCUAUAAACCAAAUUUAUUUGCAUUAUUUAAGGUUUCAUUUAGCUUGAUAUGGCAAGUCAAUGGAUUUGUUUUACGUCACAUCUUUAGACCAUUAUGUGCAUCAUUGUUCAAAAUAUACUUUAUCUUCAAAUUGCACAGCCAGUAUUCAAGCCCAAGUCGAGCAAUUACACAUCUAUCCCGACGACCUUUUUCUCUUUGAAACAUUUACCCAUCUAGGUUUCAAAGCCUGGGGUCCAUUCAAUUGAUGUAGACUAGCUGUUUUAGUACUUUAAAGUCUGUUUACUUUGAAAAACGUUUUGGUAAAUAGUCAUUCCAAGCAAACUUUUGUUCUCUUUCUUUUGCAGAGGAAACAUAAGAACACAGAGAUUGAGAGCUUUUAUUAUAACAAAUGGAUGAAGUGGUUGGCGAUCACUCUUUUCUAUAAACCUGUUGAUUUGUUUUUCUCCAUUUUAAUCAGAAUGCUGGGGAUUCUGUCAUUAUUAAACUUUGAUCAGCACUGUAGUAAGGGAUCAAAACAUUUUCCUGUAAAAAGUUUGUUUCAAAGGGUUGUCUGUAGGAUUUGUGUGUAUAUAUAUAUAUUUGAAAAUAUGAAAUUCUUUUGAGAUUAUUUUUAUUUUAGUUUUUUCUUUCAACCACCAUACUGUUUCCAAGUGUUUAAAUCCAUUUCAGUUGAAAUUGAUGCAAGCAGAACUGGUUAAUUGGGUUCUAGAUUGGAUGAAUUAAAUAUGUUUCUCAUAGACUGCAUGUUAUUGUUUUCCUGUGCUACAGUUAUAAACAACUUGAUUUUAACAACUUAAGUGUAAUUUUUUUUUUCACUCCAAAUGCUAUUAAAGAGGCUGUGUCCCUUCAAACAGUA